ACGUGGUUGAUUACAAUGGCAAUUCAAGCUCCUAAGGCCAAGGCUCUCGCUGCCAAGAAGUCCGCCCUCAAGGGUGUCAGUGGACAGACCUCUCGCAAGGUCCGCACCUCCACCCACUUCCACAUCCCCAAGACCUUGAAGUUGGCCCGUAAGCCCAAGUUCGCUCGCAAGUCGAUCCCCCAUGCCCCUCGCAUGGAUCAGUACCGCGUUGUCCGUCAGCCCUUGAACACUGAGACUGCCAUGAAGAAGAUUGAGGAGCAUAACACCUUGACCUUCAUCGUCGAUGUCAAGGCCAACAAGGCUCAGAUCAAGGAUGCUGUCAAGAGACUCUAUGACGUCGAGGCUGCUAAGAUCAACACCCUUAUCAGACCCGAUGGUUACAAGAAGGCUUUCGUCCGUUUGACUGCUGAUGUCGAUGCUCUUGAUGUCGCCAACAAGAUCGGCUUCAUCUAAACGUUGGUUGAGACUCAUCAAUAAUAAUAAUAAAAAGAAUUGUUCUUCAUCAUUACCAAAUGCAUUAAUAU
Phycomyces blakesleeanus NRRL 1555(-) is the source of this 524-nucleotide messenger RNA. RefSeq lists its product as hypothetical. The record is from RefSeq and is a predicted model, not a curated record. Gene Ontology annotation, cellular component: cytosolic large ribosomal subunit; ribosome. Bases 16 to 453 code for a protein of 145 amino acids. Gene Ontology annotation, molecular function: structural constituent of ribosome; rRNA binding. The transcript is spliced from 4 exons. Gene Ontology annotation, biological process: ribosomal large subunit assembly; translation. NCBI's taxonomy places the organism in Eukaryota, Fungi, Mucoromycota, Mucoromycetes, Mucorales, Phycomycetaceae.